Periophthalmus magnuspinnatus is the source of this 1217-nucleotide messenger RNA. It is a transcript of the gene txndc15, whose product is annotated as thioredoxin domain containing 15. The record is from RefSeq and is a predicted model, not a curated record. Gene Ontology annotation, cellular component: cilium. The transcript has 6 exons. Lineage: Eukaryota; Metazoa; Chordata; Actinopteri; Gobiiformes; Gobiidae. Bases 100 to 1122 code for a protein of 340 amino acids. Gene Ontology annotation, biological process: cilium assembly.
CUGAAAUCAUUCCGCCGGAAAUUUGGUUCCUGUCAGUGCAGUACAACAACAUGUCGUGAUUGAUCGUGUUUUUCGGCUUUUAUUUCUUCUAAUCUAAAAAUGUACACGUCUCUAAAUAUCUUCUACGUCUGGACGUCUCUAUUGUUUUUGCUUUAUCAUUCAGAAGUUUUAAAAUCGGCCUCGGCACAAGAGAAUGAAGAUGUUUUGGACUUCGGUCUGUCAGAGGAGUCCGACCUGGAGAACAUCCCAAAGUUCGUAGAGUCAGAGGAAAUUAACUCUUUACCCAAAAUGCAGUUCAAAACGGCUGAAAUUGCAGACGCCGUCAUGGGAACAGAGGCGCCCAUCGAUCCGGCAGAAAUCCAGUCACUGUUUCCCAAAAAUGUGCAUAAUCCUCAGGCCCAGGGCUUCUCUCCUCCCUGUGACGAGGCACAGUGUAUUUCAGAAGGACAGUCAGAGGAGGCCAGCACUGAAGAAACACAACAGGUCUCUUUGGAGAUGGUUCACACAGACACCUCGGCUCCAGAGGAAUACAACACGACAGAAACCACAAAAACCUUUAAAGUGAACUGUGACAAAAGGAACAUCACUGGAGUAGGUCUGUUCACUGUCCACGUCCUCAAUGGCUCCCAGGACCUGAUGGAGUUUUUAAACGCUAAUAGUUCCGAGUGCUCCGUGGUGCUCUUCUUCACAGCCUGGUGCCAGUUCUCUGCCUCUCUAGCGCCUCACUUCAACGCCCUGCCCAGGGUAUUUCCCAGCAUGCACUUCUUAGCACUGGAUGCCUCUCAACACAGCAGCCUCUCUACCAGGUUUGGAACGGUGGCUGUGCCAAACAUCCUCCUGUUCCAAGGAGCCAAACCCAUGGCCCGAUUCAACCACACAGACAGAACUCUGGAAACUCUCACCGCAUUCAUCUCCAAUCAGACCGGUUUUGAGGCAGGCCCAGACAGAAACGUGAGUGCCGCAGACCUUUUAGGGCCCCUGAGCUCUGUCCCUGUGCGGGGGCUCGACUGGCUCCUCGUCUUCUCUGUCCUCUUCAUCACCGGCUUCAGUCUCUACGCAGCGCUCCGGGCCGACAGUAUCCGCUGGCUCAUCCCGGGACAGGAGCAUGACCACCAGGACUGACAUGGAGAACGCAAUGGACUGUGUCAAAGAUUUAGGAAAACUUAAUGUUUAAUGUGUGAUGAGUUUCAUGGAUUUUAGUAAAUUAUAAUAUGAAA